AUGGCUGGGAAGGUGGAAAUCACGAGGGCCGUUGCCUUGACUUCUGAUGGAACCACCCAAGCAAUUCCUGCAGAGCUACUGCGAGAUUUUGAUGGCACCACAUUCCUGAAGCUCAGAGGCUCCAAGCCAGAGAUUGCCAAGCUGGUGUGUGGCUCAUCCUGCCGCUUGCCCAAGAAUGCUUCCCUAGCCAAUGGUGCUAAGAUGCAGGAGCUGAAAGCCAAGAGGCUGGCGGCUUGGCAGAACGUCUGCCUGGAAGAAGCAGAGCAGGAGGAAGACAAUAUAUUUGGCGGCGGUGAUUGCAAUCCCACAGAAACAAAUGCUCCUUCAAAGAAGAGGCAGAGGGAGGAUUGUGUUGUCACUGUGGAUAUUUUCGGAACUGAUGUCAAGGUCUUUUGUCCUGGCAAAAGGAUGCAGCAAAAUGAUGUCCAAGUUGCACUGGAUGAGAGCCAGCUCAGUGCUGUAUUCCAGUUUUUGAAAGCAGACUGCCCAGCAGCACCUAGCAGCAAAAGGCAGUAUAAGAAGUCUGGCAGAUACUCUGCCUUGUCCAAAGAGGAUGAGGAAGAUGAGGAAUGUGAGUAG
Effrenium voratum is the source of this 579-nucleotide messenger RNA. NCBI's taxonomy places the organism in Eukaryota, Dinophyceae, Suessiales, Symbiodiniaceae. The record is from the annotation of a GenBank genome assembly.